This is a messenger RNA of Staurois parvus, 459 nucleotides long. NCBI's taxonomy places the organism in Eukaryota, Metazoa, Chordata, Amphibia, Anura, Ranidae. The record is from the annotation of a GenBank genome assembly.
AUGCUGAGUAUUAUGAAGACCGAUAGUUAUGUGGAGCUGAGCCAGUACCGGGACCAGCAUUUCAAGGGGAAAAGAGAAGACCAAGAGAAACUUUUGAAACUUAGCUGCACUUUAUAUGUUGGAAACCUCUCCUUUUAUACAACAGAAGAACAAAUACAUGAAUUAUUCAGCAAGAGUGGAGAUGUGAAGAAGAUCGUUAUGGGUCUGGAUAAAAUUAAGAAAACUGCCUGUGGCUUCUGCUUUGUAGAAUACUACACCAGAGGUGACUCUGAAAAUGCCAUGAGAUUCAUCAAUGGUACUCGCUUAGAUGACCGGAUUAUCAGAACAGACUGGGAUGCUGGCUUUAAAGAAGGAAGGCAGUAUGGACGUGGCAAGUCGGGUGGCCAGGUCAGAGAUGAGUAUCGUAAAGAUUAUGAUGCAGGAAGAGGAGGCUAUGGUAAAGUUGUACAGACUUUUUGA